GAGAGAUGAAGAAGACAACACAACACAAAACUGAUGAUCUCCGCAUAGUGCUGCUGGGGAAGACUGGAGUUGGGAAGAGCUCUACAGGAAACACCAUCUUAGGGAGAGACGUUUUUGAGGCAGAAGCAUCUGCUAAAUCGGUUACUAAGACAUGUGAGAGAGAGACAGCUGAAGUCAAUGGGAGGCAGAUUAUAGUGAUUGACACUCCAGGGCUGUUUGAUACUGAGCUUGAUAAUGAGGAGACCCAGAGAGAACUCACUAAUUGCAUCUCACUGGUAUUACCAGGCCCACAUGUGUUCCUCUUGCUGAUAGCAAUUAAUCGGUUUACUCAAGAGGAGAGACAAGCAGUAGACAUCAUUAAAAGGACUUUUGGUGAAAACAGCAUCAAGUAUACUAUUGUGCUCUUCACUAGAGGAGAUGAUCUGGACAAGUCCAUUGAAGAGUUUUUGGGGAAAUCUCGUCUUACAAACAUAAUUGAACAGUGUGGUAAGAGAUACCAUGUGUUUGACAACAAGACCAGAGACCGCACUCAGGUUUCUACUCUCCUGGAUAAGAUUGACAUCAUGGUGGCAGCAAAUAGAGGAGGCUGUUACACUCUCCAGCAAAUGGAGAUAAUGAUGAAGAAGAAAGAAGAGUUGAAAAGUGAAAAAGAAGAUACAAAGGAAGACAAAGACAGACCUAAAGGACAUGGGAACCCAACUGCAGGACAUGAGAACCCAACAGCAGGACAUGGGAACCCAACUGCAGGACCUGAGAACCCAACAGCAGGACCUGAGAACCCAACAGCAGGAACAAGAGGCAGAAGCAGCAAAAGGAAGAUGAAAUAUAAAAAUAAAGCUAAGGGAGGAAAGAGCUGAGCAUAGAUGAAAGAUAUGGAGAUG
Molecule: messenger RNA, 881 nt
Organism: Alosa alosa (allis shad)
Lineage: Eukaryota; Metazoa; Chordata; Actinopteri; Clupeiformes; Clupeidae
Product: GTPase IMAP family member 9-like
Exons: 3
Coding region: 6-857 (283 amino acids)
Molecular function (GO): GTP binding
Source: RefSeq, a predicted model, not a curated record